AGAAGGCUUGCAAAAGGUUGAAAAAGAAUCGACAUCUACAAAAGGUUUCCUCAAAGGUUUUGCGACCAGGCAAUGACGCUCACUGCUGUGAUCCGUGCGCAGUUGACCCACGCCCGAAAGCGACUCGUUGGAAAGCUCAAACCCGCCCGCAUAUUGGUGUUGCUUGCACUAAGCUGGAUGUGCUACACGUUCCGCGACCAAUUCUCGAACUUCGCGGCCGAUCGGGUACGCGUGUCCCUCGUGAACCUGCGGGCAGGAGAAAUGGUAAACUUCAAGUUCGCCGACAACGUGACGGGCUACUCAUAUCCAGUGGUGCCCGAUGUCGUCCACUUCGUGUUCCUCGGCAAUACGUCGAUGACCUUGCUGGACGCGAUCUGCGUUCGUGCUGCCUGGCUGCAGAAAAAGCCGCGCAGGCUCAUCCUGCACUGCCAGAACUGCAGCGCGAUCAGGCUGAGCUUCCACUGGGCCCUCGUCGAAAGAAUUCCUGGUCUUGACGUGCGGCAGGUAGAAAUGCCGGAAGCUGUCUCCGACGUCAGAUACAGUGACGCCGAAGAGGUGAGGCCGUUGGUGGCGCUCAGCAUCCUGUUGGCCGAAGGUGGCCUCUACGUGGACAGGGACACGUACCUCCUGCGCCAUGCUGGUGCCUACCGGCGCUACGAGAUGGCUCUGGCUUGGCCUAGCGGUGGUCGUCUCCGCACCGAGAUGAUCGUGGCGCACCGGAACGCUCGCCUGCUGCGAAUGUUGUUCGACGCUUACCGCCGGCUUCUGAGAGAAUCGAGAGGAUACAGGACCGUUGAACUGCUCAGCAGAGUGGGAGGCUUUCUACCGGUCAACGUUUUUUCGAUGCCACUCUUCCACCGCAUACCGGUUACAACGAAAGACGAAACGCCACAGGGGGGCGCGAUCGCACUCGCAAGCUCCGAAACGGCGCGCAUGCUAUACAGCGUCAAAUGCGACUACUCGUGGCGACAUCUGGCGGCCGUGUCACUCAUGAGCGGUUCUGAGGAGCAGCUGCGCGAGACCCGCGGCGAGCCCCCCGUCAACCUCGUGGCGAUUGCCUCGUCCCGCACCAACUUUGGGCAGAUGGCUCGCCUCGCGCUUGGUGGCACAACGGCCAUGGGCGAAACGAGAGUGCGCAACGUCUCGGACAUCGCUGUCCUCCAAUACAGGGAAGACGCGUGCAGUUACUGACCGUGGCAGAAAACGAUGCUUGUGCUGUCAGCUCAACUGUCUGAUGUUGCCGGGGCCUGGGGAAAACACGCGGGCGUCCUCUGCUAAGUGUACCGUGGAGGUAUUCUGACAGUCUCCGCUCCGCAUUUAUUAUUUUAUCAAUGUAAACCUUUUUUCUCGCUAUUUAUUUUUAUACGCAUCACUAAAACUAUCCAUUGAUUCAGCUUCACGUAAAAACAUUAUCUUCCUG
Molecule: messenger RNA, 1420 nt
Organism: Dermacentor albipictus
Lineage: Eukaryota; Metazoa; Arthropoda; Arachnida; Ixodida; Ixodidae
Source: RefSeq, a predicted model, not a curated record